AUGGGAGGGCCCACGAAGCGCAAGGCUCCCGCGGCUCCCCUUUUGGUUACCAGAGUUAAGACGAAAGCCAAACCAUCAGGUGUGCCUGAAUCUGGCGCAACAGCGUCCGCCCCGUCGACACCCCAGGUUGCAACGACACCAGCUGAUUCUAAUGUUUCUGCUGCGUUGGUGAAUCAGGCCGAGGUGUGGAAAGCCCUGCCAAAUUCUCCUACCUGGGACCUUUACGAGAAUGUCCUGAAGCCUUUGGUGUCAGAGGAGCUUGCCCACAUCCAGACCUUGGCGGCAGCUGAGGAUACGGCUGGCUUGCAAGCCUUGAGCAACACUGGGCUCAAAGCGGCUCUGGAUCAGGCUGGCAGUUGCACUGGCCUUGUCACCUUUGCCCAACUGGGUCUGGCCAAGGGCUUAUUCUUCUUGAGCGGCUUGCUUUCUGACGUGCCCUUCCAUGCUUUGGAACAUCCGGAUAUGCCCCCAUGCCUUGGAGCCAUCGUUCGCUGCUACAACCACUUCUUCAUUGAUGCUGCGUCCCAACAAGUUAAGCCGGAAGCCAUCCUUGGAUUCACGACCACUUGUCGUGUCAUUGCAAAAGACAGCCUUCCAGAACCUGGAGAUUUCCAGGUCAUGGAUGGUGCGGCCUUCAGGCUUGCCUGGCUUUAUGGCUAUGGGCAACACAUGCUGAGCAAAGCCACUAUGGAGGCAAAGGCUUGGGAUGCCCUUCUGGGUAGGUGGCGCCAGUCAUCUAGAACUUUCGUAGUGAAGCUGGAGCUUGCUGACAAAUCUGUCAAUGACAACCGCAAGAAGCUUCAGCUUGACCAGAACAUCAAAGCCAAUGCAUCCUUGCAAGGAUUGGUGGGCUACAAGCUUGUGAGGAUGACGGCCAAAGUUCAAGAAGGCCUGAAGGCAGAUAGAAAGCUUUGCACAGUCGACGCAGUCUUUGCAGAGCUGUCAAAGGUGGCAUGGUCCGAGGACGACAAGCCAAAGCGAUCCACAGUGGAAGUUCAGCUGAAGGUGAACAAUCGUGUCAAUGAUCGAUGUGCCCGGCUGCUGACUGUGUUGGAGAGUCACUACGGCAAAGGCCACUGCCUUGCAUCACUGCAAGGCUUGGAUAUGAUUUGUCAAAAGACAGCCUCCAAGGAUGACACGGCAUCGGCCAGGUUCCUGGAAUGGUCCAUUGAAGGGUUCUUGGUGAAGCAGCUACGCGGCGAGCUCUCGGGCCAGGACGGUGCUGCAGCCAAGAGUAGUUCUGCCACAGCCAUGCUUCAUGUUGUUGUCUUGCAGGAAGGGCGUGAUGCUGUUCGAAAUACGACUGUCCACUUCUUGGCGCUUCGACGGAUGUUGCUCUUUGCCCAAGCAAAGCUUGGCAUGACCUUUUGGAAGGGAUGGCUGGAGUACCACCAGGUGAAUCCCAAGGGCACAACGCUGCAGUACGGCUUGGAGCUUCUGCAUGAGUGCCCUGCCCCAUCGUACCCCCAUGUGUGGCAGCGUGAAGCUUGGGAGUCCAUGACAUGCCUCUUUGACGGCAUGGCGAAAGAUCCCAUGGCGGCAGUCUUGUCGAGCAAUGUCUUUGCCCCUGCAGAGGUUCUUUUCCAACACCCCGGUGUCAAGAAAGUCUUCAACUUGGGAGCAACACUGGAGAAGAAGCAGGAGCAGGAGGCUGUUGUGGAGGUUGGAUUGGUGAAGCCUGUGGCUGAGCCCGUUGUUUCCGAGCCUGAGGUGGCCCCAGAGCCGAAGUCUCCUGAGCCACCUGUGUCUCAUGGGCAUAUGGAUGAGUCCUUGUCUGUUGAGAUGCUUCCAGAGGAGCCUGCAGUCAAAGAGAAUGUGCCGAAGUUCUGGCAAGUCAAAUUUCCGGACCUUUGCCUUCCUGACAUGCUCAUUGAAACCUUCUCCAGCUCGGAUGAUGCCGUCUUUGACAAGUUGUACUUGUUUGCAUGUGUUCGGUCCAGUGUCACUUUUGUGGAGCAGCCAGCCACUGAUUUGGCCCAUGCCGUGACCGCCCACCUCAACACAAAGUUCCCAGAUGGGAGGGCCAAGGGGAGGGUUCUCUUCCUGUACGAUGUCAAGUCAUGGAACGAUCGCUGCACCGAGCAGCAGGAUCCUUGGAAGAACUUGCCAAGUUUGGAUGAAGAUCACCUGCAAAAAGUGGUGGCUGCCACAUUGGGUGCAGAUGCCAAGAAUUUCCAGGCAAACGACCUUUUCUUUGUCUGGGAUGGAAGGCGGCUGGACUCUGGCGCGAAGAUCAAGAAAUUCAUCAACAGCCAUAAGGGCAACCCGGCCAUGAACAAGAAGAAGCCGCUUGGGCCCAUGUUCCGCCUCCUCUACAACAACAUGGAGUUUGAGCCGAGGCUUGGAUAUGCCGCCGGACAGCGGGCAAAGUUCAGAUCCCUCCCAGAUCCUUUGGAAACUGUCUACUCGGUCUUUGGGUCCGAUGCAUCUGUGCCAGAGCGGGAGCGCAAGCACUUGAACAUAGACAUGGUGGGAGGCAGCCGAUCCCUUUCAAUUCCAGACCUCAAGCUUCGAUCUGCCGAGCAGCAUGGCAUCAAAGUCACGACGGCAACUUACCAGAUGAUGCAGAAAGGGAUGGCGGUCUCAACGCCUGUGCGAGCUGAUGGUGAAGGAGAUGGGGAUGAAGGCGGGGAGGCUGCUGAUGAUGCAGAUGAAGGGCCGGCUGUGUGGUUCCCAUGGACGGCAUGCGAAGAGCUUUCUCUUGAGUGGCUUCACAUGUACAGCCUCGAGGAAGGAAAGCGCACGGUCAUUGUGAACUACACCCCGGGGUUUGGGCAGGUGGAGUUGGCCUCGUUGCGGAAGGAUAUCAGUUGCAUGAGCAUCGUUGCGAACAGCACGCACCGCGCCAUCCUGGAGCAAAGGCUCAUUUUGACGAUUAUGUUGGAAGGGCUUCGUGGCCAGACCAAGCUGCUGCGUGGCAGGCGUGUGUUAUCGCUUGAACGCAGCAUUGGCGGAGGACAUGAUCGGCACUUGGCAGCCUUGCAAGCUUCUCCUGGAGGCACCGGCUCUGAGCGGGCAGAUGGCUUGUUGAGUGAAACACAGGACAACGACGAGGGCACUGUGGACAACGGGGAGGAGCAAGACGGCGAGUACGAGAUGUCUGAUGCAGGCUCUUUGCCUGGGUGA
This is a messenger RNA of Symbiodinium sp. CCMP2592, 3126 nucleotides long. Lineage: Eukaryota; Dinophyceae; Suessiales; Symbiodiniaceae. The record is from the annotation of a GenBank genome assembly.